AUGAAGUUGUUUGCAGCAUCCAUCGUCACCCUUCUUGCUCUUUCCGCUGUCGAAGCCCACACUAUUUGUGGCGGAGACGAUCAAGGAGAAGUGAUCACCCGAACCACAGUGGGCAGAGCCAAGGAAAACCAUUCUGAGGAGCACACAAUGCCUCCUACCGAUGGAGACAGUAUCUAUGGUGGUGCCGAAAGCAGUACUAACUACAGGGGCAAAACCGCUGCUCGCGAUGGAGAGGAUGUCGAUGGAAAGAUGAUUAUGCCUGACUCCUACGACGUUAAUCACCAGAAGGGUCCGGCCUCUGGUCCUAACAAUGCUAAAUCCAGCGGUCGCGAUGGAGAGGAUGUCGAUGGAAAGAUGAUUAUGCCUGACUCCUACGACGUUAAUCACCAGAAGGGUCCGGCCUCUGGUCCUAACAAUGCUAAAUCCAGCGGUCGCGAUGGAGAGGAUGUCGAUGGAAAGUAUACUAAGGUGGACCCGGCAGUAUUUGAUCGUCCCGACCACAACAUCAAACCGGUCACUGGUCCGGACACUGGUCCGUUUAAGUUCAGCGGUCGCGAUGGUGCUCCUGCUUCUUGUUACAUCGAGGAUUCCGAAGCUGCUAGUCAAUGUGUCGACGAAAAUGACUGGAAAGACCCUGCUUCUGCUGGUUGUGCAUGGUACGAAUACUUUGAAGAUGAAAAUGGUCCAGAUAAACGAGUUUGCGAAACACUUGCAGAUUUUGCAAACGAGGGUCAAAAGUCACCGUGCGAAGCUUGCUGUAUUUGCAAGUACUGGUAA
This is a messenger RNA of Cylindrotheca closterium, 777 nucleotides long. Lineage: Eukaryota; Bacillariophyta; Bacillariophyceae; Bacillariales; Bacillariaceae. The record is from the annotation of a GenBank genome assembly.